This is a messenger RNA of Aspergillus melleus, 630 nucleotides long. RefSeq lists its product as uncharacterized. The transcript is spliced from 2 exons. Lineage: Eukaryota; Fungi; Ascomycota; Eurotiomycetes; Eurotiales; Aspergillaceae. The record is from RefSeq and is a predicted model, not a curated record. Bases 1 to 630 code for a protein of 209 amino acids.
AUGCUCAUCCAAGUCCUUACGCAUGUCUUGAUAGAAUCCCACUUACCAAGUCACGACUUCGAUUUCUACCAGGGGAAUAGUCCGCAGCCUUUACGCGUCCUGCUCUUGACGCCAUCUUCCCUAGGCUCUGAGAACAAGAAACAAACUAUUUCUCGGCUAAACGAUCUCUCUGUAUCCAUGCUGUGCUCACCUGGAAGAUGCAUCAUUGCUCUCCUCCUUUCCGAACAACCAUUCAACAGUGCAACGGGAAAAUAUAAUCUAGACGUACUAUUGUCCCUCCAGAUACUAACCACGGAAACUCUAUCUACGUCCGUUCCUAUACUUCCUAUUCCCGACUCAUCCAGCUUUCUUGCGAGUAUAAGAGAAUACAUGGGUAAUCUUGUGGAUAUCCCGGUGCAGGAUUCUUCUGUGGCGGAUUCCAUCAAUCUUUUGGCUCAUGCUCAUUCCGAUGACGCUGUAAACCUGUCAGAGCAUGACAUUAACAUCCUGAGCGAUUUGUUUCCAUCCCUAAAAGCCGUGGGUCAGGCUGUGCGCACACCUGAGGGGCAGGAGAUUCUAUAUGAUUAUCUGGGUGAAAGAAAGGCAAGAGGUAUAACAAAAUUCUGGGAGAAUGACAGGGUAUAUGAGUGA